AUGUCUACUGACAGUGUACCUGAAUCAUCGUCCAGUGGAACUCCUACCCCACCAUUAUCAAAGUUAGCCACAGUGCAUUUCAAGCCCGAAGACUUUACAAGACCUUUUCACUCUAAUCUAAAACGAGCUCUUAGGAAAGAUGAACUUGGAGUUUGCAUUUGGCCAACUAUCCAUGUUGGAAAAAGAGCAGGUGAAAAUGAGCAUCAAGGUCCCCCAACAAAACAACAAAAGAGAAUGGCAACUAAUCUUCUAUUAGACCUGCUAUUGUCAUCCAGUCAACAUCAGCGUGGCCAAGGUGUCAUCAGCAACAUAUUCUUCCUUUAUAGAAUGUCAGAUCAGCCAAAGAAAGGAUUACCAAUUUGGAUUCGUCAUGCGCAGUCAUUGAGGGAGAGCCAUUGCCUGGUCAUCAGGACACCACUCUUGAUGUGAGUGUAAGCUGUUCGUUACUGUUUCUGCCAAUAAGCUGGUGAUACAUAUUUUGCACAGAUAAAUUAUUAAGAUCAGAUAUUUUUUAUAGGUGAGUUACACAGAACCAGAGACCAUUACAAGUCAGGACACCACUCUUGAUCUGAUUGUAAGUUUUUUUUUACCGUUGUUGAUGUACAUGUAUCCCUUUUUUCUGCCAAUGACUCUGUGAAAUACACUCUGUGAUACAUAUCUUGCCCAGAUAAUUCAACAGGCAUCACCAAUCAACCAAACAGAUUGCUUGGAAGGGUUCCAUUCUGUACUAAAUCUGUUUGCUCCAAAGAUGAUUGCAUAUUCUUAUGUUGGGAGGUUUUGCAGGUAGUUAUAAAUAAUACAGGUAUAUCAGAAACAGCUUUAUCUCCUUUUCUUCCCAAUAUAUUUAUUAAGUUUACUCUGGACAGUUGCCAAUAAAAAUUAAUGUUGUUAUCACGGUGCAUUCCACUAUGCAAAUAAUGGUGCCCUACUGGCUGCUAACAUUUCAAGUACAAACAUUGUGUAAUUUUUUAAAAUAUUUUCCAGGCACAUUCUAGCUGCACUUCACUUCAAUUACAAUUUACGCAGAGAGGCAAAGACGAAUCCAGAUGGAACAGAGAAAGUCAAAGUUAGCCACCCAAAAUACAAGAAUGGGAAAGCAACUGUCAGGAGUGUCAAAAUAGAACAGAAUUCUUUUGCUGUGUUCCCACUUGCAGUGUAAACAUGAUUCAUCAAAACUUUAAACCUUUCUAACUUGGAGCAACAGUAGCAACAACACCUACAUUCCACCAGAAAAAUUAGGGUUGGAGAAUAAUAACCUGUUGACAGUCGAUAUAAUUUAAAAUUUUCCAAAAUAGCUGAGAUAAUUUUAGAAACAUGUUUUGGUGCUAGUGUGAACACAGCUUUAGUCGAACUAAGAUUGCUUUGCCUAUUUCUAUUCAUUGCUGCACUUUUUAAAUAACGCAGUUUAAUUAACUACAGAAAUAUCUGGGAUAUUUCGUUUUUUUUAGUUUGUUGAGGAGCUCUAUCAGUUUUAUCUGAAAUCCAGCAAGGUGGACCUGGCUAGUGCUGUGGAUGAGCUCAAGGAGAUGACCACACAGCCAAUGGUGCCAAUGUUUGACAAACAACCUAAGGAAGGUGCUGUACAAAAGCGAAGUGAAAGGAAGAGAAUGGUCACAAAGGAGGUCCCUCAACCAAUUCUUGGUUACACAAAGAGGAGUGAAUCGAACGAAAGAGAAUACUAUUCACUGUAGUGCUUUCUAUUUCUAGGACCAAUAUGGCUACCAUUGUAUUUGUUCCUGGUUUGCAAACCAGGAAUAUUACAAUAUUAUUCUUAUUUAUUCUGUUGGCUAAUAUGAUUUGGUUUUUCUGCUCUCAGCUCAUGUAGAACGACCUGAGGGAAGAACAGGGGCCCAGACAACAGCAAGAAAGGAAAGGCGAUGCAGAACAUGCAAAGAACCACUCAAA
Messenger RNA from Porites evermanni, 1905 nucleotides. The record is from the annotation of a GenBank genome assembly. NCBI's taxonomy places the organism in Eukaryota, Metazoa, Cnidaria, Anthozoa, Scleractinia, Poritidae.